This is a messenger RNA of Carya illinoinensis, 744 nucleotides long. RefSeq lists its product as uncharacterized. The transcript is spliced from 2 exons. NCBI's taxonomy places the organism in Eukaryota, Viridiplantae, Streptophyta, Magnoliopsida, Fagales, Juglandaceae. The record is from RefSeq and is a predicted model, not a curated record. The coding region runs from base 116 to 562 and encodes 148 amino acids.
AUCCCUAUAAAUUGAGGUCAGGGUUGUCAUCAUGUUUAAUCAACAGCAGCACCAGUUAUACCAAUUAAGCAAAAUACUUGGGAGAGUUUGAAGUGGGAAAAAAGUAAAAGGAGCCAUGGAAGGAGCAGCAACUGCAACAAAAAGGGUGUUGGUGGUGAUGAUGCUUCUGCUUGCUAUUAUUGUUGUAGAAGCACAAGAAGUCUCUCCUUCCUAUGAUCCCAAUAUUCCUAAGCAAGAAAAAUUUAAUUUUUGCCAUCUGAAAUGUGGUGUCUCAUGCUUGUUCAAGUCCAAAGUCACCACUAUAAAGUUCGUGAUUUGCCUCGCCUUGUGCUUGUUCCGAUGCAGACAUCCUCAUCAAGAUCCAGUUGUCUACGAUGUACUGAAAAGUGUGUUGUAUCCAAGACCACCAUGUUUAAACCUGAAAUAUCCUAUGAUGAGGUGGAAAGUUACGUGGACUCCUGCCACGAGGGCUGCUCAAACAAAAUUAGUACCAUUGGACAUGGAUCUUAAGGUUUCCUACAGCAGUAUAAACCAAUAUCCAUGCAGUUCAAACGUUAAUUAAUGAUAGAGCAAUAAUAAAUAUAUCAAUCGGCAUGACCAAAUGAUAUAUAUAUAUAUAUAUAUAUAUAUAUCUUAGGAUUAAUUAUGUGCUAGCUGAUCAUUAAUGAUCGUUAUGUAUGUGAAGUCUGUAUGAGUUUACUCAAUCUAUCCAAAAUGAAUACCAUAAUUAUAUAUAUUAUAUUA